CAACAACACAAGAAUUUUUUUUUUUUGCUUAAUGAAAACAUUAAUAUUAAUUGUCUUUUUAAAUUAUUUAUAUAAAUGGAUAAUCUACAUUCAUUAAACAUUGAAAAGAUCUGCCGUGUUUGUUUAUUGGAAAAGACCGUCCUUACACCUCUGUUUGGGAAUAAUUUAGCAAGUAUGUUAAUGGAAUUGACAGCAAUAAAUGUUGAGCAAGAUGACAAUUUACCUAAAGUUGUGUGUGAAUUGUGUGCCAAUGAAAUCGGCCAUUGGUACACAUUUAAACAGCAAGUGAGAAGUAACGAUUCGAUUUUGAGAUGCAUUAUGUUGGAAAAACAGAAAAUCGAACGUCAUGAGUAUAUUGCACAGAAUAUCGUUACUACAUCUGAUGCAAACAUAGAUCUGAAACCGAAUGAUUCGUUUCAAGAUGGUGUCCCUGAUAACUUUACUUGUGAUACUUGCAAAAAACAAUUAAAAACGAUCCAUUCAUUACGUAGACAUGUUAAAAUACAUUCUGGAGAGAAACCUCACAAAUGCACAAUUUGCAAUAAGAGUUUUGUUGAACAUGGUAAUUUAACAAAACAUUUACGCAAACAUACGAAAGAUAAAAAGCACCAGUGCAAUGUGUGCGGUCUUCGAUUUUAUGAGAGGAACAAACUUGUAAUACACAUUCGGACGCAUACUGGGGAAAAACCUUUCACUUGUAAAGUGUGUUCUCGUCCUUUUGCUACUCCAGCUCAGGUGAACGUACACAUGAAAGUAAGUUCGCACACUGGAGACAGACCUUACACGUGUGAUGUAUGCCAAAAAUCCUUUCCAUACAGUGGCUCUCUAGUCAUCCACAAGAAAAUUCACAAAGGCGAACGAUCUUACAGUUGCCCCGAAUGCAAGAAAUCCUUUUCACAGAAGGUAAACUUGGAAAGUCACAUUCGCACCAAGCACACACGCGAGUGUCCAUUCUUAUGUGAAGAAUGUUGCAACGCUUUUCCUACUAAAGAACAACUUAAGAAUCACAUCCGCCACCAUACGGGCGAAAAGAAACCAUUAAAUCACAUUUGUUCGGUGUGCCACAAACAAUUUAGCACAUCGGGAGAGUUGAAAAUUCAUUUGAGGAUACACACUGAUGAAAGGCCGUAUCAGUGCGAUUUUUGUGGCAAAAACUUCAGAGCGUCUUCCCACAUGACUUCGCACAGACGAAUACACACUGGUGAGAAGAGGCAUAUAUGCAAGUAUUGUGGGAAGGCGUUUAGAGAAUCUUCCACUCUUAAAAUACAUGUUCGGAUUCACACAGGGGAACGUCCAUAUUCUUGUCAAAUUUGUGCUACAAGUUUUACACAAAGAAAUACGUUGAAUAUGCAUAUGAAAAUUCACAAAAAUCGAAUUAAGACGUCAACGGAAAACAUGUAAUACCUACUAAUAUGAUAUUGCGUAUAAAAAAUGUAGAAAAAUUGUUAUGAUCUCUUCUGAUAUAAUUAUUGUUCAUAAUUGUUUUAAUUUUAUGUAAUAGAUUAGAUAAUCGUUCAA
Molecule: messenger RNA, 1518 nt
Organism: Photinus pyralis (common eastern firefly)
Lineage: Eukaryota; Metazoa; Arthropoda; Insecta; Coleoptera; Lampyridae
Product: zinc finger protein OZF-like
Exons: 3
Coding region: 76-1401 (441 amino acids)
Biological process (GO): regulation of transcription by RNA polymerase II
Cellular component (GO): nucleus
Molecular function (GO): DNA-binding transcription factor activity; RNA polymerase II cis-regulatory region sequence-specific DNA binding; zinc ion binding
Source: RefSeq, a predicted model, not a curated record